ACUACACAUAAUAACAAUCAGAAGAAGAAGGCUAGCUAGUUUAGCCAUAUCUGGCUAGCACGUUUGGUUACUUGAAUUGAGGUAAUGCUGGCUAAUUGCUAAUAAUCCGGAUUUAACAAGAACAGUCCGUAUUUAUAACGUCAUUUUCGGGAUGCUGAUUUAUUUCUGAUACUCGUAAUUACCCGUGUCGCUUAAAAGCCCGCCGGCGCGUCAGAAUGUUAACCGGGCUUGAAAUGUCUGGACAGUUCACCUGAAUUAGGGGCUAAAGGGCCUCAGAGCCGCGGUGCUCGCGUGAAAGACGACCCGGGAAUCCCUGAAGGACGGACGGAGCCUUCACUCCUCAGGCUAGCAGGAGCUCACUGGGAAAAAAAAACAAAACCCUGUCCCGAAAGAUGUCACACACCGGACCCCCUCCGCGGUGGCGGAAUUGUCCCAGGAGAGGGCAACCUGUGGCAGGUAAAUUCUUGCCCAUGAAAACGAUGUUGGGUCCCAGAUAUGAUGACCAAGUAGCAGAGGAGAACAGGUUUCACCCGAGUAUGCUGUCCAACUAUUUAAAAAGUCUCAAAGUGAAAAUGGGUUUACUUGUUGAUCUGACGAACACUACUCGCUUUUAUGACCGCAACGACAUCGAAAAAGACGGCGUGAAAUAUGUGAAGCUUCAGUGUAAAGGCCACGGGGAAUGCCCUUCAAAAGAGACGACGACAAUGUUCAUCCGGCUCUGUGAACACUUCAUCGAGAAGAAUCCCACAGAAUUAAUAGGUGUCCACUGCACGCAUGGCUUCAACCGGACGGGUUUCCUGAUGUGUGCGUACCUGGUGGAGAAGAUGGACUGGAGCGUGGAGGCAGCUGUAGCAGCUUUCAGCCAGGCUCGAUCCCCCGGGAUCUAUAAGGGAGACUACCUCAAAGAGCUUUUCCGUCGUUAUGGUGACGAAGAGGACGCACCCCCUGCUCCCGCGCUCCCAGAGUGGUGCUUCGACGACGAGGACAGCGGCGAAGUGGACGAUGACGGUAACGCUGUCGGCCAGGAGUCGGGCCCCAGCUCCUCUGGAUCGGCGCCCGGCAAACGGAAGAAAGAGAAACUAAAACUGGGUGCAGUAUUUCUCGAAGGCAUCACAGUGAAAGGCGUCACGCAGGUCACCACACAACCCAAACUAGGAGAAAUCCAAAGACGGGUUCAGGAGAUGGCCGAGUGGGACAGGUCUGGGUUUCCUGGUGCUCAGCCCGUCUCCAUGGACAGGCAAAACCUUCGUUUCCUGGAAAAGAAUCCGUACAAAGUGAGCUGGAAGGCCGACGGCACACGGUACAUGAUGUUAAUCAACGGUAAAAACGAAGUGUUCAUGGUCGACAGGGACAACACGAUCUUCCACAUAGCAAACCUUGAGUUUCCUUUCCGGAAGGAUCCACGAUCCCACUUAUCAAAUACUCUCCUGGAUGGGGUGAGAAUGAUCAUCGACAAAGUGAACGGUCAUCCCGUCCCCCGCUAUUUGAUAUACGACAUCAUCAAAUUCAACGGUCAACCGGUUGGUCAGUGUGACUUUAAUAUCAGACUGUUAUGUAUAGAAAAAGAGAUAAUUUCUCCCCGGAUGGAAAAGAUGAAGACGGGACAGAUUGACAAAACCAAGGAGCCCUUCAGCGUCCGAAAUAAACCAUUCUUUGACAUUCAUGCGUCACGCAAGCUACUUGAAGGCAGCUUCAUGUCCCAGGUCAGCCACGAAGUCGACGGGCUUAUCUUCCAGCCGUGCGGGAGAUACAAGGCGGGGAGGUGUGAUGAGAUCCUGAAGUGGAAGCCCCCCAACCUGAACUCUGUGGACUUUCGCCUCAAGAUCACCAAAGUCGGAGGAGAAGGGCUGCUUCCACAGACUGUCGGUUUGCUCUACGUCGGCAACUAUGACAGGCCCUUUGCGAACAUGAAGGCAACUAAAGAGCUGAAACAGUACGACAACAAGAUCAUCGAGUGCACCUUUGCCAGUAACACCUGGGUGUUCAUGAGGCAGAGGGUGGACAAGAGCUUCCCCAACUCCUACGACACGGCCAUGGCUGUGUGUAAAAGCAUCCAGGAGCCCGUCACGAAGGCAAUCCUCCUGGAGUACGUGGACCGCUGUGCCCAGGCAGUCCAAGCACAGAACCGGAAACACCCACCAGACCCAGACUCUGAGCUAACCCCUCCCCCUCCAAAGAGACCCAACAGGCCUUAGCCCACAGCGGGGCUUUCCGGACUGCUUUACAGUCAUUAUGUGCAUCUACAUCACCAGCCACAUCAGCACCAAACAGAAAAAAGAAGACAUAUCAAGGCUC
Labrus bergylta (ballan wrasse) is the source of this 2295-nucleotide messenger RNA. The record is from RefSeq and is a predicted model, not a curated record. Lineage: Eukaryota; Metazoa; Chordata; Actinopteri; Labriformes; Labridae.